AUGCGUUGUGCGGUCCCUGUCGAAGCGCGUUCCGCUGGCAGAAGGGCUGCGAUGGAGUCGGGGGUCGAGGAACUGAUGCCCCGCCUUUUGCCUGUGGAGGACUGUGACAUCUCGGAGGAUUUCGACCCGGCCGUGCCCCCCAGGACCCCCCAAGAGUAUUUAAAGCGGGUCCAGAUUGAAGCUGCAAAAUGCCCAGAUGUUGUUGUGGCUCAGAUAGACCCCAGAAAACUGAAAAAGAAACAGACAGUGAAUAUUUCACUCUCAGGAUGCCUCCCUGCCCCUGAAGGAUAUUCACCAACUCUGCAAUGGCAACGACAACAAGUGGCUCACUUUUCAGCCGUUCGCCAGAGUGUGAACAAACACAGGGACCACUGGAAGUCCCAGCAUUUGGACAGUAACGUUACGAUCCCCAAACCAGAUGACGAAGAAGCCUGGAAAAAAUUUUGUCUGGGUGAAAAGUUGUAUUUAAAUACAGGUGUUCAAGUAUCCAAUGAUGAAAAUCAAGGAAUUGAUUAUGUACAGGUUGGCUUUCCUCCAUUGCUGAGCAUUGUUAGCAGAAUGAAUCAGGUGACAGUAACCAGUGUCUUGGAAUAUCUGAUAAACUGGUUUUCGGAGAAGGAAUUUACUUCAGAACUGGGCAGAUGGCUUUAUGCUUUGCUGGCCUGUCUUGAAAAACCAUUGUUACCAGAGGCUCACUCCCUGAUUCGGCAACUGGCGAGAAGAUGCUCUGAAGUGAGAGUUUUGGAGGAGAACAAGAAUGAAGAAAGAGUAUCAGCUCUGAACUUGUUAAUUUGUUUAGUUGGCAGGUACUUUGACCAGCUUGACCUGGCUGAUGAGCCCUCUUGAUAAAGUCUGGAGAGCAAAGAAGCAUGGGCUGUCAUGAUAGUUGUG
Euleptes europaea (tarantolino) is the source of this 891-nucleotide messenger RNA. RefSeq names its product gem nuclear organelle associated protein 2 (gene GEMIN2). Gene Ontology annotation, cellular component: spliceosomal complex; SMN complex; nucleus. The record is from RefSeq and is a predicted model, not a curated record. Gene Ontology annotation, biological process: spliceosomal complex assembly; spliceosomal snRNP assembly. Lineage: Eukaryota; Metazoa; Chordata; Lepidosauria; Squamata; Sphaerodactylidae.